AUGAACCUCGUUCCCCGAGAGUUGGACAAACUCAUCAUCGCGCAAACCGGUCUCCUAGCUCAACAUCGCCUGGCGAGGGGUGUGAAAUUGAAUAAUACCGAAGCUACAGCAUUGUUGUCGCAUGUCCUUCAUGAGCUAAUCCGCGAUGGAACCCGCACAGUGGCUCAGCUCAUGUCUCUGGGAAAGCAUAUCCUAGGCCGCCGACAUGUGCUUCCUUCUGUGGUCUCUCAGUUUCAAGUAUUGCAGGUUGAGGGAACCUUUACCACUGGAACUCAUUUGGUGACGGUAGACCAACCUAUCAGUUCUGCAGAUGGCAAUAUAGAGCUUGCCCUCUACGGCAGUUUCAUUUCUCCUCCAUCCGAAUCCAUAUUCCCGGUAUACGAAGAUGCAGACUAUGAUCCGCACCUGGCGCCAGGUGCGAUUGUCCCGGCUGACGUGGGCACGAUUGAGCUCAAUCCGGGGCGGAAGAGGACUAGAGUGCGCGUUACCAAUAAAGGAGAUAGACCUAUCCAGGUCGGAUCGCAUUUCCACUUCAUCGAGACCAACCCUCAAUUGGAGUUUGAUCGCAUCAAGUCAUACGGUUACCACUUAGAUAUACCAUCGGGAACCUCCGCACGAUUCGAACCGGGCGAAACGAAGACGGUGACCCUGACUCAGAUCAGUGGUCUUCAGACCAUUAAGGGUGGAAGCAGUGUCGCAACGGGAACCAUUGACAUGUCGCAUGUGAACGCGGUCCUGCGACGUCUCGAGGAAGAAGGUUUCCGGCACGUACCCGAGGAUCCUCCAUCAGACCACAGCGUUAUCCGCCCGUACACAAUGGACAGAAUGUCAUAUGCUAUGAUGUAUGGACCAACGGUUGGGGAUAAAAUCCGUCUUGGUACCACAGAUUUGUGGGUGAGGGUGGAAAAGGACUACACCGCACAUGGCGACGAGUGCACCUUUGGCGGUGGCAAGACUCUUCGGGAUGGAAUUGGUCAAGCUGCAGGUCGAGCAGACGAUGAAUGCGCGGAUCUGAUUAUUGUCAACGCCCUGGUUAUCGACUGGACUGGUAUCUAUAAGGCUGAUAUUGGUGUGAAGAACGGUUCGAUCGUGGCUAUUGGAAAGGCCGGAAAUCCUGAUACUAUGGACGGUGUCAAUUCGAACCUGAUUGUUGGAUCGAACACGGAUAUUAUCGCUGCUGAAGGAAAGAUUGUUACGGCUGGUGGUAUUGAUACACACGUUCACUUCAUCUGUCCCCAGCAGGCCGAUGAGUCUUUAGCCGCAGGAAUAACUACCAUGUUUGGUGGCGGAACGGGAGCAAGCACGGCCACUGUCGCGGCAAACUGCACUCCGAGUAAAACGUAUAUCCGUCAAAUGAUGCAGGCCCUGGAUCAUCUACCCGUCAACUACGGUGUAAUUGGAAAAGGAAGUGACACUGGGAAGCCAGGCCUACAGGAUCAGUGUAACGCAGGUGCUGCUGGUUUGAAGCUGCAUGAAGACUGGGGUUGUACGCCAUCAGCCAUUGACACAUGCAUUAGCGUCUGCGAAGAAUACGACAUCCAAUGCCAAAUCCACACCGACUCCCUGAACGAAUCCGGUUUCGUCGAACGUACCGCAGCAGCUUUCAAGGGCCGUACCGUCCACGCCUAUCACAUCGAAGGCGCUGGAGGCGGCCACGCCCCAGAUAUGAUUACCCUCGUCCAACACACCAACAUCCUCCCUAGCUCCACGAACCCAACCAAGCCCUACACCUGCAACACAGUCGACGAACACCUCGAUAUGGUCAUGUCUUGCCACCACCUGUCCAAGAACAUCCCCGAAGACAUCGCCUUCGCAGACAGCCGUAUCCGCGCAGAAACUAUCGAAGCUGAAGACAUGCUCCACGACACAGGCGCCAUCAGUAUGAUGUCCUCUGAUUCCCAGGCAAUGGGUCGCUGCGGCGAGGUGAUCCUCCGCACCUGGAACACAGCGCAUAAGAAUAAGGAGCAGAGAGGCCCUCUCCCUGAGGAUGAGGAUACUGGUGCUGAUAACCACCGCAUUAAGCGGUAUGUCAGUAAAUACACGAUCAAUCCUGCGUUGGCGCAGGGUAUAGGUCAUAUGGUGGGGAGUGUGGAAGUGGGUAAGAUGGCGGAUUUGGCGAUCUGGGAGCCGUCGAACUUUGGAACGAAGCCGUUCUUGGUGCUGAAGAAGGGAUUCAUUGCUUCGGCGCAGAUGGGAGAUCCAAAUGCUUCGAUUUCCACUGUCCAACCUAUCAUCACCAGAAAGAUGUUCGCGCCCCUAAACCCAACUUCUAGCGUGCUCUUCGUCUCCAGGGCCAGCGUCGAAUCCGGCGUCAUCGACUCGUACGAUCUGAAAAAGCAAAUCGAGCCAGUCAAGAACUGCCGCACUGUCACGAAACAUGAUAUGAAGUUUAAUAAUGCGACGCCGCAUAUGGAGGUUGACCCGGAGUUAUUUACUGUCGUGGCAGAUGGAAAACAGUGCAAGGCUGGAGAAGUUACAAGUGUACCAUUGGGGCAGCAGUGUUUCCUUUUCUGA
This is a messenger RNA of Aspergillus glaucus CBS 516.65, 2514 nucleotides long. RefSeq lists its product as uncharacterized. Lineage: Eukaryota; Fungi; Ascomycota; Eurotiomycetes; Eurotiales; Aspergillaceae. Gene Ontology annotation, molecular function: urease activity; nickel cation binding. Gene Ontology annotation, cellular component: urease complex. Gene Ontology annotation, biological process: urea catabolic process. The transcript is spliced from 10 exons. The record is from RefSeq and is a predicted model, not a curated record. Bases 1 to 2514 code for a protein of 837 amino acids.